Messenger RNA from Jatropha curcas, 773 nucleotides. RefSeq names its product Calcium-binding EF-hand family protein. NCBI's taxonomy places the organism in Eukaryota, Viridiplantae, Streptophyta, Magnoliopsida, Malpighiales, Euphorbiaceae. The record is from RefSeq and is a predicted model, not a curated record. Gene Ontology annotation, molecular function: calcium ion binding.
UCAUCUAAUUUUUACCAUUUAUUAAAAAAAAAAAAAAAAAAAAAAAAAUGGAAUACACUAAAUAUGAAGAUGUAUCUGCCGCAGCAGACUCUGUUUCACUAGUUGGUAUAUUGUUCUUGCUAACAAUUCUCGACUUUAUAAUCACCCUUAAAGAUUUCUAUUCCGGUUUUUGCCAACUUUCCAAUUCCUUCUUGAAUGUGUUUUUCUACAUAAAGAGGGUUUCUGCUGAAAGCUGGGAGUCAUCAAAGAAACAUUUCAUUGACAGAUAUAUAAAAAAUCGUAAGAAUUUAAAUUAUUGUUCUGAGGAAUUAGGUAGAGGAGAGGUGGCAAUGGUGAUGAAGCAGAUAGGAACUUGCUAUGACCCAGAUGGUGAUAAGUUAAAGGAUAGGUUGGGCUCAAAUGACAUUACUACUCUUUUUGAAGAAGAGGAGCCAAGCUUUCAAGAAAUUAGAGAAGCUUUCUCUAUGUUUGAUGAAAAUAAUGAUGGGUUUAUUGAUUCAAAGGAGUUGAGGAAAGUUGUCUGUACAUUGUGUUCUGUGGAAGCUACAGAAGAAGAAUGUAGAAGGAUGAUUAGAGCUUAUGAUGAUAAUGGAGAUGGAGUUAUUGAUUUUACUGAAUUUGUAAAGCUUGUGGCUAAAAGCUUCGAUUAGAAAGCAAUAUAAUGGUUUUCUGGUUUUCCUUAUGAUAGUUUUGUCUAAGGAGCAAUCUAACAGUAUACGUUAAUGUUAAGAUUAAUUCAAAAUAAUAUUAUUAAAAAUAUUUUGAGAUUUCAA